This is a messenger RNA of Myotis lucifugus (little brown bat), 1226 nucleotides long. RefSeq names its product integrin alpha-X-like. Lineage: Eukaryota; Metazoa; Chordata; Mammalia; Chiroptera; Vespertilionidae. The record is from RefSeq and is a predicted model, not a curated record. The transcript is spliced from 8 exons. Gene Ontology annotation, cellular component: external side of plasma membrane; integrin complex. The annotation marks the transcript as partial. Gene Ontology annotation, molecular function: integrin binding. Gene Ontology annotation, biological process: cell-cell adhesion; cell adhesion mediated by integrin; integrin-mediated signaling pathway.
CCUGGGCACACUGCCCUGUUACAUCCACCCACGUGCCUCGUCGGCUGCCCUCCUCCUGCCCAGAGCUCCACACCCUUCCCGCACCUCACGCCGGGCUCUCGGAGCGUGCACUGGGGCUGGCACACCUCACAGGGCACCCACAGGCAGGCAGCCAGCCACGAAGAAUCCACCAAGUACCUCAACUUCUCGGCCUCGGAGGAGGAGGGGAGCAGCGUGGCCCAGCUCAGAUACCAGGUGAGCAACCUGGGGCAGAGGGACCUGCCUGUCAGCAUCUACUUCUGGGUGCCUGUGGAGCUGAACCAGGAGGCGGUGUGGACAGAGCUGGAGCUCCUCUACCCCCAGGGCCCAUCUAUCAACUGCUCUUCAGAGAGAACAGUGCCCACAGAGGCCGACCCCCGGGCCCACACGCAGAAGAAUCCCGUGCUGGACUGCUCCGCUGCUGCCUGCCGGCGGUUCCACUGUGACGUCCCCUCCUUCGGCACCCAGGAGGAACUGGACUUCACCCUGAAGGGCAACCUCAGCUUCGGCUGGGUCAGCCAGACUCUGCAGAAGAAGGUAUCGGUGGUGAGUGUGGCGGAAAUCACUUUCGACAGAUCUGUGUAUGCCCAGCUCCCGGGCCAGGAGGCGUCUCUGAGAGCCCAGACGGAGGUGGUGCUGGAGAAGCAGGAGGUCCACAACCCCGUGCCCCUCAUUGUGGGCAGCUCCGUGGGAGGACUGCUGCUGCUGGCUCUCAUCACAGCCAUACUGUACAAGGUUGGCUUCUUUAAACGUCAGUACAAAGAGAUGAUGGCGGAAGCAAAUGAACAAGCUGCACCAUCGGACCCCCAAGGUGGCCAAUAAGAAACUCCCUCCUGUUCUCUUUGGACUUGCUCUGCCCUGAGAGGCUUCCUGGCCCCUUUAAUCACACCCGCCAGGCUUGAGGGGGAACAACUGUCCCACAGGAGGGAGGCUGGCACCGGCUGCUUUCUCUCUUUGGAGGAUGAAGUUUAUUUGCACAAAGCGUCUCGCCUGGGAAGGGCCAUUUGUCUUGUCAAAGCUCCAGAUGGAAACACCAGGCAGGAUCCCUGCCCUGCCCCCCGAGCACGUGGCCUGAAAUUUCUACCUGGAAAUACACGGACCAUAGCCCCCAGCUCCAUUCUCCCUUCCUCCACUAGCCACCAGUGAUCUCGCUAAAACGCAGUAUUGUUUUUUGUGAUUAAAAAAAAUAAAGAAAUGUAUUGGGCUGA